UCGGUUGCCGGGAUACGCGGCGCCAGCGAGGCCUCGGCGCCGAAGAAAGUUGCGCCUCGAAAGCCAGGAACCGCCCGAGAGCUGCCCCUCUGCAAGCCCAGCGGGGGUUCGCUGCAGUGGCCACCCCGAGAAGGAAUUCGGCAGCCUCGGAGUUGUUUGACUUCCCCCCUUCCGCGCCGGCUGUGGUGAUGAGGAAACGCAUUCAGAGGGCGUUGCACAGAUGGUAACUGCCACAGCUAUCAAAGGAGAAUUAAUCUAUUCCUUAAAGUGACUGAGCCAUGGCCAGCAAUCAUAAAGCUUCAGUAACUCGUCCUGUUUCACGUGGUGGAGUUGGGAUGACAGGAAGACCUCCUUCUGGAAUACGUCCCCCAUCAGGAAAUAUUCGAGUGGCAACUGCAAUGCCACCUGGAACAGCAAGACCAGGCUCUCGUGGAGGUCCCUUAGGGACAGGAGGAGUUCUGUCUUCUCAAAUCAAAGUUGCUGAUCGUCCUGUAACACAGCAAGGUUUGAGUGGAAUGAAAACUGGCAUGAAAGGUCCCCAGAGGCAAAUUUUAGACAAAUCCUAUUAUCUUGGCCUUCUUAGGAGUAAAAUAAGUGAACUUACUAUAGAAAUUAAUAAACUCCAGAAAGAAAUAGAAAUGUACAAUCAAGAGAAUUCAGUAUAUUUGUCAUAUGAAAAGAGAGCUGAGACUUUAGCUGUUGAAAUCAAAGAGUUUCAAGGACAACUUGCAGACUACAACAUGUUGGUGGAUAAACUUAAUACCAAUACUGAAAUGGAAGAAGUAAUGAAUGAUUACAACAUGCUUAAAGCUCAAAAUGACCGAGAAGCACAAAGUAUGGAUAUCAUAUUUACUGAAAGACAAGCGAAAGAAAAACAAAUCAGAAGUGUGGAAGAAGAAAUUGAACAGGAAAAACAAGCAGCAGAUGGCAUUAUCAAAAAUAUGUCUCCUGAAAAACAAGUCAAGUAUAUAGAAAUGAAAACCACAAAUGAAAAAUUGUUGCAGGAACUAGAUACACUCCAGCAACAGCUAGAUUCAUUGAACAUGAAAAAAGAGAGCCUGGAAGCAGAAAUAGCACACUCCCAGGUAAAACAGGAGGCCGUAUUACUGCACGAAAAACUUUACGAGUUAGAGUCCCAUCGAGAUCAAAUGAUUGCAGAAGACAAAAGCAUGGGAUCUCCAAUGGAAGAAAGAGAGAGAUUACUUAAGCAGGUUAAAGAAGAUAAUCAGGAAAUAGCCAGUAUGGAACGACAAUUGACAGAUAUAAAGGAAAAAAUUAAUCAGUUUAAUGAAGAAAUUAGACAACUUGACAUGGAUUUAGAAGAACACCAAGGUGAAAUGAAUCAAAAGUAUAAGGAGCUGAAAAAAAGGGAGGAAAACAUGGACACUUUUAUUGAGACUUUUGAGGAAACUAAGAAUCAGGAACUGGAAAGGAAGGCACAGAUAGAAGCCAGCAUUGUUUCACUUUUGGAGCAUUGUAGUCGAAAUUUAAAUCGCAUGAAACAGAUAUCCUCUAUCACCAAUCAGGAGCUGAAAAUGAUGCAGGAUGACCUCAACUUUAAAUCUACUGAAAUGCAGAAAUCACAAAGUACAGCUAGGAAUUUGACAUCUGAUAGUCAACGUCUGCAAUUGGAUCUACAGAAAAUGGAGCUUUUGGAAAGUAAAAUGACUGAGGAACAACAGUCUUUAAAAAGCAAAAUUAAGCAAAUGACGACUGAUUUGGAGACAUACAGUGAUUUGCCAGGUUUAAAAUUAUCAGGUGAAGAAAAGAAAAAAAAAUUACAUCAGGAGAGAGCAGUAUUAUCAACCCACAGAAAUGCUUUUAAGAAAAUAAUGGAGAAGCUAAACGUAGACUAUGAGACACUAAAAACACAAUUGCAAGAAAAUGAGACACAUUCUCAGCUUACAAAUUUGGAGAGGAAGUGGCAACACCAUGAGCAAAAUAAUUUUGUGAUGAAAGAAUUCAUAGCAACCAAGAGUCAAGAGAGUGAUUACCGACCAAUUAUGAAGAAUGUGACCAAGCAGAUUGCAGAGUACAAUAAAACUAUCGUGGAUGCUCUACAUAGCACAAGCAGAAACUGAGUCUGAACCAAGUGGGAGUCUAUAAAAGUAUCAUCUUUUUGCUAAGUUUUAUUCAAGUUGA
Talpa occidentalis (Iberian mole) is the source of this 2142-nucleotide messenger RNA. RefSeq names its product intraflagellar transport 74 (gene IFT74). Gene Ontology annotation, cellular component: centrosome; cilium; intraciliary transport particle B. The transcript is spliced from 21 exons. Gene Ontology annotation, molecular function: beta-tubulin binding. The record is from RefSeq and is a predicted model, not a curated record. Gene Ontology annotation, biological process: intraciliary transport involved in cilium assembly; cilium assembly. Lineage: Eukaryota; Metazoa; Chordata; Mammalia; Eulipotyphla; Talpidae. The coding region runs from base 279 to 2081 and encodes 600 amino acids.